Glycine soja is the source of this 399-nucleotide messenger RNA. RefSeq lists its product as uncharacterized. The record is from RefSeq and is a predicted model, not a curated record. NCBI's taxonomy places the organism in Eukaryota, Viridiplantae, Streptophyta, Magnoliopsida, Fabales, Fabaceae. The transcript has 2 exons. The coding region runs from base 1 to 399 and encodes 132 amino acids.
AUGGUGGUUGUGGUGAUGGUUGGUUUGGUUGUUAACGGAGAUACAUCGAAGGUGUUUGCUACCCGAGAUGAUGUUCUACAUUGGGCUCGAUCUGUUACUUAUGAAAUUGGAUUUGUGGCGGUGAUUAUGAGGCCAGACACAAACACUGGUAUGAGAGGAAGAACUUCAUUUGUCUUAAUUGGAUGUGAAAGGAGUGGUCAGUAUAUGUCUAGGAAGAAAGAUUUUGUAAGAAGCGAUACUGACAGUAGGAAAUGUGAGUGUUCCUUUAAGCUUUGUGGGAAAUCAGUGGUUGGAGGCCAAGGAUGGAUGGUGAAGUUAAUAUGUGGGAGUCACAAUUAUGAAAUGGCAAAGUUAUUAGUUGGACAUCCAUACGCUGGUCGACUAAGGAUGAAGAGAUAA